GUGUCCGCGAUCCGUGGCGUAGGUCGAAUUUUCGUCUGGAGUUUGCAGUGGAAAAACACCCCAGAAAGGGUGAAAGAUGUGUUGAAGAGUGGUGUGUGGCAAAGAAGUCAAUCUUGAGAGUCAAUAUUACCUCAUAAGCAUAUCAGAUACAAUGGAGUGUUGUGCCAAGAUCCUCCUCCUCGUUACACUCCAGAUUCUCCUCAGUGAUCAGUCACGCCAUCCGGAAGCAUUUGACACGGAUGACUAUGGGCUGGAGAGCCGACAGGUGUUUCAGCAAGCUCUUCUCGACGAGGCCAGCAGAAGCCAGAGCGUCUCUCAGGGCAGCGGAAGCGUGAAGGAGCAGCUGUUGGCUUUGAAUUCCACCUACACAUAUGACGACUCCUGGCCCUCGCACGUCAAGAUGAACUCCAUCUCGGCAGUGUCACUGGACCAAGAGGGCAAUGCUGUGGUCUUCCACCGAGCCGGCCGUGUAUGGGGCCAGUCCACCUUCAAUCUCGACAAUGAGUUCAAACAGACUCAGCUGGGUGUCAUUCCGGACAGCACAAUUCUGGCGUUCAGCCGCAGCACAGGUGCUCUCAAGUACUCCCUGGGCAGGAAUCUCUUCUACAUGCCACACGGACUCACGGUAGACGACAAGGCGAAUAUCUGGGUGACAGAUGUUGCGCUGCACCAAGUGAUGAAGCUACGCAAGGACCAGGACAAACCCCUGAUGGUGCUGGGGAAGAAAUUCAAGCCGGGAAAUGGACCUGACACCUUCUGCAAGCCCACAUCCGUUGCCAUUCUGCCAAGUGGAGACUUCUUCGUCGCCGAUGGUUACUGCAAUGCGCGCAUCAUCAAGUUCUCAGCAGAUGGAAAGAGAAUUCUGACAUGGGGAGAGAACUCAUUUCAGGGCGUCGCACACAAAAUAGCACCUCCGAAUUUUCUGGCUAUUCCUCAUUCCCUCACUCUGGCUCUGGACAAGGGGCUGAUUUGCGUGGCAGACCGAGAGAAUGGGCGAGUGCAGUGUUUCCACGUGACGAAUGGCACUUUCCAUUCGCAGUACCACAGCUUAUUGGUCGGAGAUCGAAUCUACGGGGUGUCUUAUGCCCCGAUCAACGGUGGGCGCUUGUACGUGAUCAAUGGGCCUCAGUUGCCGGUGUGGAUUGCCCAGGAAUACUCUCCUGGCUACCAUGAAGUGCGAGGCUUUGUCUUUGAUAUGACUACGAAGACUGUGGUGGAGAAAUUCGGCAUCCCUGGCGAGGACUUCAACAAUCCCCACGACAUUGUGGUGUCUGAGGACGGAGCUGAGGUGUAUGUGGCGGAGAUCGGUCAAUUCCGACCCAGGAAGUUCUCGUCGAGUGUGCAACGCAAGGCACAAGACGGUGGUGGGUUUAAUCGCACGGUUGCAGCAACUAAUGUUGCCAAGAGUGUGGCGGAUUCUGGGGCCACGGCUCUCCUGGCUGUUAUUCUCAUUGUGGUGUUUGCUAUUGCUGCCUUUGGGGCCACAUUGCUUGUCUUGCGCCAGAGGAAACGAGACACUUUUCAGCCAGACUUUUAAGUUGUAGCAAAAAACAGUCCACAGCGAAUGAUUGUGAGAGAGAUGUGAAAUGUAAGGGAGAUUUGUUCUAAGGCUAAGAACUCUUUGAAUCCUGUGUCUACCACAUAUAAGAGAAAAAAAGAACAACCGACAAAAUGGGAGAUGAGAAAUUGUGUGUUAAUUUUAAAAAUUGAUAUAUUCUAUUGAAUCCAGUGUAAAGAUGAGAAAAAUAUUGUGUAAAGUCUAUUAUGAAUGUUUAUAAAUGGAAGAUAAGACCACUCUCUUGGCUCAAUAAAAGAAUCUUCUCAGAGUAA
Molecule: messenger RNA, 1830 nt
Organism: Phlebotomus argentipes
Lineage: Eukaryota; Metazoa; Arthropoda; Insecta; Diptera; Psychodidae
Gene: Pal1
Product: peptidyl-alpha-hydroxyglycine alpha-amidating lyase 1
Exons: 6
Coding region: 152-1537 (461 amino acids)
Biological process (GO): peptide metabolic process
Cellular component (GO): membrane; extracellular region
Molecular function (GO): protein binding; catalytic activity
Source: RefSeq, a predicted model, not a curated record